GUUUGUCAAACCUAUCUGUUUCCAAAAGCUAAUGGAACUACCUAAGUUCAGUCAAUCAUGAAGAGUCCUAUUUUCAUCCUGGAAGACAGUUCCCGCCCGCAUAAAGAAAAUAAUGUCCCGACAAAAUCAGUCCACACCUUCGACGAAGCUGUUACUGAAUGUGGUGUUGGAAAAUUUCACUACUUCACGUUCGUUGCCUGCGGAUUCUGCUUUGUGGAAAUAGUGUUAGCAAUCUAUUCAACACAACUUUACAUCAUGUUCACGAAGUGCGACCUCCAGAUAACCAUACAUGAAGAAGGAAUUGUUACAUCUGCAACAUUAAUGGGAAUAAUCGCGAGUUCGCAUGCUUGGGGUUUCAUAUCAGACAAGUGGGGACGAAUAAAAGUUAUCCGAAUCUCUAUACCAGGAACUGUUAUAUUUAUCAUAUUAUCUGCACUGGCAUCAACUACCCCCAUGUUAAUUACCUGCAGAUUUUUAGUGGGUGUUUUAAUUGGUGGAUGUCAGGCAUCAGUUUUCAGUUACUUUGGAGAAUUUUUUAAUUCCGAGGUUAGACCUCGAAGCGUGGCACGUACAUCAAUGUUUUUUGCAUUCGGGUCAUUGUUGGCACCAGUCUUAGCCAUCACCUUCCUUCCUUUCAAGUUCGACUGGACGAUUUACGGAUAUCCUUUUUCAUCAUGGAGACUAGUUGAAAUGACUUGCGCCCUUCCCGGGAUAUGUGUUCUGGUAGUUCUUCCAUAUAUGCCAGAAAGUCCAAAAUUUUUAUUAUCCAAAGGUGACAAUGAAGGUUCUCUAAAGGUCCUACGGUACAUUUAUUUCAUAAACACUGGAAAAUCAAGAGAGGAAUAUCCCGUUGAAAAGUUAUAUGAAGAUGACGACAAUUUGAAGGAAUCCGAUGUACCCAGCAAUCCACUUUCACUUCUUUGGAAUCAAACAAUCCAAAUGUUUUUAAAAUCUCGUCUCUGGGUUUCACUAAAUCUUUUGUCGAAUUUUUUCUUCAGUUACGCAGUUUGGAAUGGUUUACACGCAUGGUAUCCGGAGAUACUUACUUUAACGUCAAAACUCAGAGAAACUGGUAUGACCGUAUGCGAGAUAAUUCAAAACGAGCUAAAAACGACACCCAAUAUGACUGGCCCCUCACAUAGUCAUCUUGGAUGUGCAACGGAAAUUGACAACACCAUCUACCACGUUGUGAUUGUAAUAGGGCUGGUGAACGCAGUGGUCUAUAUGAUCUCCGGGUAUGUGGUCAAGCUGUUUCGAAAGAAGCAUCUAAUAGCAUUCUGGCUCCUGUUCAGUGGACUAAGCACGGUCCUGAUUACCUGGUGCCGUAAUUUCUACCUGACAAACUUCCUAUUCCUGAAUGUUAAUAUGAUAGCAGUGAAUGCAGGGCUAGUCAUAGCGAUAGCAGUAAGUUUCUAUCCAACGAGUAUCAGUGCAACGGCCGUGUGUCUUAUAAUGAUGUUUGGCAGCCUAGGCCAAGUUGUUGGAGUGAACAUAAUUGGCUUCUUCCUUCCCAGAAAUUGCGAAUUCAUAUUUUAUGGUUCAGGAACUUUUUUAUGCUGUUUAGCGUUGCUUUCCUUUCUGUUGCCUAGCGAUCAAAGUGAAAGAAACGGAUCUAUAGACCACUCAAUACCUAAAAAUAGUACUAGUGGAAAAAGUCAUGUCUCGACAAAGUCAGUCCACACCUUCGACGAAGCUGUUACUGAAUGUGGUGUUGGAAAAUUUCACUACUUCACGUUUGUGGUCUGUGGACUCUGCCUUAUGGAAAUAGUGUUAGCAAUCUAUUCAACACAACUUUACAUCAUGUUCACGAAGUGCGACCUCCAAAUAACCAUGCAUGAAGAAGGAAUUGUUACAUCUGCAACAUUAAUGGGAAUAAUCGCGAGUUCGCAUGCUUGGGGUUUCAUAUCAGACAAGUGGGGACGAAUAAAAGUUAUCCGGAUCUCUAUACCAGGGACUGUUAUAUUCAUCAUAUUAUCUGCACUGGCAUCAACUACCCCCAUGUUAAUUACCUGCAGAUUUUUAGUGGGUGUCUUAAUUGGUGGAUGUCAGGCAUCAGUUUUCAGUUACUUUGGAGAAUUUUUUAAUUCCGAGAUUAGACCCCGAAGCGUGGCACGAACAUCAAUGUUUUUUGCACUCGGGUCAUUAUUGGCACCAGUCUUAUCCAUCACCUUCCUUCCUUUCAAGUUCGACUGGACGAUUUACGGACAUCCUUUCUCAUCAUGGAGACUGGUUGAAAUGACUUGCGCGCUUCCUGGAAUAUGUGUUCUGGUAGUUCUUCCAUUUAUGCCAGAAAGUCCAAAAUUUUUAUUAUCCAAAGGUGACAAUGAAGGUUCUUUAAAAGUUCUGCGGUAUAUUUAUUACAUAAACACUGGAAAAUCAAAAGAUGAAUAUCCUGUGGAAAAAUUAUAUGAAGAUAGUGCCAAUUUAAAGGAAUCUGAUGAACCUCGUAACCCAUUUUUACUUCUUUGGAAUCAAACAAUCCAAAUGUUUUUAAAAUCUCGUGUCUGGGUUUCGCUGAACCUUUUGACGAAUAUAUUUGUUAGCUACGCAGUUUGGAAUGGUUUACACGCGUGGUAUCCGGAGAUACUUACUUUAACGUCAAAACUCAGAGAAACUGGUAUGACCGUAUGCGAGAUAGUUCAAAACGAGCUAAAAACCACACCCAAUAUGACUGGCCCCCCACAUGGUGAUCUUGGAUGUGCAACGAAAAUUGACAACACCAUCUACCACGUUGUGAUUGUAAUAGGGCUGGUGAACGCAGUGGUCUAUAUGAUCUCCGGGUAUGUGGUCAAGCUGUUUCGAAAGAAGCAUCUAAUAGCAUUCUGGCUUCUGUUCAGUGGACUAAGCACGGUCCUGAUUACAUGGUGCCGUCAUUUCUACCUGACAAACUUUCUAUUCCUGAAUGUUAAUAUGAUAGCAGUGAAUGUGGGACUUAUAGUAGCGAUUGCAGUAAGUUACUUUCCAACGAGUAUCAGUGCAACGACCGUGUGUCUUACAAUGAUGUCUGGCCGAAUAGGUCAAGUUGUUGGAGUAAACGUAAUUGGCUUCAUCCUCCCCAGAAAUUGCGAACUUAUAUUUUAUGGAUCAGGAACUGUUCUAUGCUGUUUUGCAUUACUUUCCCUUCUAUUGCCCAGCGAUCAAAGUGAAAGAAACGGAUCUGUAGAUCACUCAAUACCUAAAAGUAGCACUAGUGGAAGUAAUAGUGAUAUAAAUCCAGUCAAUACUGUAAAAGUUUAA
This is a messenger RNA of Hermetia illucens (black soldier fly), 3237 nucleotides long. RefSeq lists its product as uncharacterized. Bases 58 to 3237 code for a protein of 1059 amino acids. Gene Ontology annotation, biological process: transmembrane transport. The transcript has 9 exons. Gene Ontology annotation, cellular component: membrane. The record is from RefSeq and is a predicted model, not a curated record. Gene Ontology annotation, molecular function: transmembrane transporter activity. Lineage: Eukaryota; Metazoa; Arthropoda; Insecta; Diptera; Stratiomyidae.